Molecule: messenger RNA, 612 nt
Organism: Iphiclides podalirius (scarce swallowtail)
Lineage: Eukaryota; Metazoa; Arthropoda; Insecta; Lepidoptera; Papilionidae
Source: the annotation of a GenBank genome assembly
AUGCUCGGUGACUUUACGUACAGUAAGCAAUCCAUCUCCAGCACUGGCGUCAGGUGGAAGUGCUCCAGGCAAGUGUCGAGGAAAUGCAACGCCUACGUGGUGGUGGAUGGCCACGGGCGUAUUUUGAAGAUGAACGACAAGCACAUGCAUGAGCCAUUUCGCUUCAUUCGCACGAGCAAGAAGAGACUGCUGGCGAUGCUCAACGGUUUCACGUACUUCAGGCACUACGCCCUGAAGAGCGGCGUGCGUUGGCAGUGCACGAAACACUACUCGCAGAACUGCAACUCCUACCUGAUAGUAGACACCGGCGGCACUAUAUUGCGCUUGAACGAGAACCACACUCACGCACCUUCCAAUUACCUAUGCAACAAAGACGUCAAAUUCAUAACGACACUGGGCGGGCGGAAGCUGGCGCUCUUCAACGGGUACACAUAUUUCAAGCACGUGAAGUUGGCAACGGGUGUCCGUUGGACCUGCUCAAGCCACUCGUCUAAAAAGUGCAGGGGCGCGCUAAUACUGGACGAGGGGGGCUCCGUGAUUAGAAGCAACCCGCUGCACACGCACGAACCAAGCCACUACCACUGCUUGAGGGAUGGCGUCUACUACAAGCUA